UGCUCUCGAAAAAUUCCUAAAAUAAAAAAUAUGUGGUAUCUUGAAGCUUAUACCUUAAUUAUUUUAACUUUGCACUUCCAUAUAUUCGCCUCUACUAAUCACACUUUUAAUCAACAUGCGCGGCAUGAGGGUAAACAGAAACAGGUGGUGCACAUCGCACUUAAUUAUGCACGUUCCAAAGUUUACGACAAGGCUUUCAAAGAGUCCAUCAGAAAUAUAAACAGCGGCCAGUCAAUCACAACCCUCCGAAAAUUACCAACAAAAUUCACAUUGGCUCCCUUGGAUUGUAUUCUCCCUCGUGGACGCUUCUUUCCUGCACAUGUUCUUGAUUGUCUUUGUGGAGUGGUUACGGCUCAAAAAGUUGCUCUAAUUGUUUUCGUAUCCGCCUCAGAAGAGUUUGGGGAAUCCACCGCUGCAGCCCAGUACUUUCUACAAAUGGCAGUUCAAACUGGAAUACCCAUAAUUGCUUGGAAUGCUGAUAAUGCUGGAUUUACAUUUCCAAAACCAAUGUCACACUAUUCUAUCCUACAACUUGCAUCGCCAAUACAACAUCAAGUGCGAGCUAUCCUUGCACUACUCCGACGCUACCAAUGGGCAAGAUUCGGAGUAGUAAUGUCUAAAAUGGCGGGUAGCCAGAAUUUCUUAAAAAUGCUUCAGAACGAGAUACAGGCUCAAGAAGACCGUUCAUUCAAGUUGUACAUCACGAAGAAAUUGAUUCAGAAUUAGGUGAUCAACAUAUUAAACAGAGACUAACAGCUUUAAAAAAUUCUGAAGCUCGAAUUAUCGUUCUAUAUAGU
This is a messenger RNA of Meloidogyne enterolobii, 797 nucleotides long. Lineage: Eukaryota; Metazoa; Nematoda; Chromadorea; Rhabditida; Meloidogynidae. The record is from the annotation of a GenBank genome assembly.